Molecule: messenger RNA, 2203 nt
Organism: Erigeron canadensis
Lineage: Eukaryota; Viridiplantae; Streptophyta; Magnoliopsida; Asterales; Asteraceae
Product: heat shock cognate 70 kDa protein-like
Exons: 2
Coding region: 173-2020 (615 amino acids)
Biological process (GO): cellular response to unfolded protein; protein refolding
Cellular component (GO): cytoplasm
Molecular function (GO): heat shock protein binding; misfolded protein binding; ATP-dependent protein folding chaperone
Source: RefSeq, a predicted model, not a curated record
GUAAUUUCAAGAGACGACUUUUGUAGUUUGUUUUAGUCUGCCCGUUUGACUUUUACAUGUUUUGUGAUUAACAAAUGGAGUGAUAGACAAACCAAGGUUCUUAAUUUAUAAAAAGAGGAGGAGUAAUAAGCAAAUAGUUUCAAAAAUCAUUUUUUGCUGUGAAGUGAAUGUAAUGGAGGGAAGUUUGAUCAAUGAAGCCCCAGCGAUCGGUAUAGACCUUGGAACAACCUACUCAUGUGUUGCUGUUUGGAACCGUAAUCGAAUAGAAAUCAUACCAAAUGAUCAAGGCAAUAAUACCACACCGUCGUGUGUUGCUUUCCUUGAUGCAGAACGCCUUAUUGGUGAUGGUGCCAAGAACCAAAUAGCCAUGAGGCCUGCCAGCACCAUAUAUGAUGCAAAGAGGUUGAUUGGAAGGAAAUUCAGUGACUUGAAGGUGCAGGCAGCCAUGAAGUUGUGGGCUUUCAAGGUCAUAGAAGGGCCCGCGGACACUCCAAAGAUUGUAGUCACUUACAAUGGUCAAGAGAAAGAGUUUUUGGCAGAAGAAAUUUCAUCCAUGAUUCUUGGAAAGAUGAAAGAGAUAGCUGAAGUGUACCUUCGUAAAGAUGUGAAAAAUGCUGUCAUAACGGUCCCAGCUUAUUUCAAUGAUUCGCAGCGCCAAGCAACAAAGGAUGCAGGCACGAUUGCUGGGUUAAACAUCAUACGCAUGAUCAACGAGCCUACAGCAGCUGCAAUUGCAUACGGUCUAGAUAAUAAGUCUAACAUUAUUGGGAAAAUAAAUGUUCUCAUCUUUGACUUGGGUGGCGGUACUUUUGAUGUCUCUGUAUCAACGAUCGAGGAAGGAGAUAUUUUCGAGGUGAAAGGUGUUUCCGGUGACACUCAUUUGGGAGGUGAAGAUUUUGAUAACCGAAUGGUGGAUCACUGUGUCCGCGAAUUCAAGAGGAAGUAUAAUAAGGACUUGUCAGGGAAUCAAAGAGCAUUGGGGAGGUUAAAGUUUGCUUGUGAGAAAGCAAAAAUGAUUCUCUCAUCAACUACUCAAACAUCAAUAGAAUUGGAUUGUUUGCACGAAGGCAUCGAUUUUUCUAUGAAAUUUACUCGAGCUAAAUUUGAAGAACUGAACAUGAGCUUGUUCAAUACAUGUAUCAAGACUCUAGAAAAAUGUCUAAGUGAUGCAAAAAUGGAGAAAUCAUCGGUGGAUGAGAUCAUUCUUGUCGGUGGCUCGACUAGAAUACCUAAGAUCCAACUUAUGUUGAGAGAAUUUUUUGAUGGGAAGGAGCUAUGCAAGAGUUUGAACCCGGAUGAGGCUGUUGCAUACGGUGCAGCUGUUAUGGCAGAAAAGUUGAGCGAUAUUGGAGGUAGGAGUUUUCGUGAUUUGUCACUAAUCGAUGUCACUCCCUUGUCACUUGGUAUCGAUGUAAUAGGAGAUUUAUUUAGCGUUGUUAUCCCCCGGAACACUCCAAUACCGACGAAAAAAGACAAAAAUUACUAUACAACUGCUGACAACCAAACUUCGAUGCGUAUCAAAGUGUAUCAAGGUGAAAGAUCACAAUCAACGAAAAACCAUUUGUUGGGUGAGUUCACAAUUUAUGGAAUACCACUUGCUCCCAAGGGUGUUCCAAUAAUCAAGGUCUACUUUGACAUAGAUGUCAACGGUAUCCUCACCGUCACGGCCAAGAUAGUUUCAACUGGUAAGUCGGAGAAACUCAGAAUUACUCAAGAGAACGGCAGACUUUCCAAGGAAGAGAUCAAAAAGAUGGUUAAAGAUGCAGAGAGGUACAAAAAUGAGGACCAGGCAUAUAAGAAGAAAGUGGACGCAUACGUUGCGUUAGAGGAUUGCCUUUACAAAAUGAGGAAUAAGAUCAGAAAAUUUGAUUUCAAGACGGUGAGUCCUGAGACCUUGAAGAAAAUCGAAAAUUCCAUUGCUGACACGACCAAAUGGCUUGAGGACAACCAAGGUGCGCCUCUUGAAGAGCUUCAGCGGAUGAAGGCAUCCCUUGAGUUGGCUUGCACGCCACUAAUCUAGUCGUCGAACGUUUUAUGGUGGCUAAACAUCAGCGAUUUAUAAGAAUGUACUGUUUCUGUCUUUGUUUGGUUUAUAUAUUGGUUUGAUAAUGUAUGUAAAAAGAAAAAAAAAAUACUGCGUCUGUUAAAUGAUAAAAGUUGUACUACAUAUGUAUGUAAUUCUCUGUAUAGUCUGUAUGCUGCA